Molecule: messenger RNA, 8100 nt
Organism: Plasmodium gallinaceum
Lineage: Eukaryota; Apicomplexa; Aconoidasida; Haemosporida; Plasmodiidae
Product: conserved Plasmodium protein, unknown function
Exons: 2
Coding region: 1-8100 (2699 amino acids)
Source: RefSeq, a predicted model, not a curated record
AUGAAUUAUGUAAAAGAUAAAACAUCAUUUUUUUUUAAAAAAAAAACAAGUAAAAGCGAGAAUAGGAAUGAAAUGGACAUUUUUUCUACUGAUAAGAAUAAAUAUGAACACAAUUUGAAUGCAAGCAGUAGAAGCACAGAAUUAAAAUCAGAAAAGAUUAAAAAUAAUUCAUAUCAUAAAGAAAAAAAAUGCACUAAUACCUUAAUUAUUAAAGAUAAAAACAACGAUGAAAAUUGUAUGAAAAAAAAUUUAUCAAACAAUCAAAUAAAAUUUAUUGACAGGAAUAAUAGAUCUUUUGGAAAAAUAAGUACAGUGAUAGAUAAUAAUGGAAAAGAAAAUAAAAUAAAUGAAAAUGCACUGAAAGGUAAAAAUAACAAUAUGCUUUUUAAAUAUAAAAAUUAUUAUAUAAAUUAUUAUGAAAGGUGCAUUAAUAUAAAAGAAUUAAAAAAAAAAUACGAAGAAAAUCCUAAUUAUGCGAAAAUUUAUACAUUCAAUGAUGAUAUAAUUAUUGCAGAAAAAAGUGUAUUAAAUUUGUUAUCAUCUUAUAAAAAAUUGAAAUUAAUUAAUUAUAACUCAGACAAAAAAGAAACAAAAAAUAAUAACACAGAUAAUGCAAUUAAUACUAACAAAAAUACAAAUAUAUUUAAUUUAAACGAUAACAAUAGAAAUGAUUUAUAUAAAAUCUGUGCAUAUAAUUUAAAUGAUGGUAAUGCAUAUAAUGUGGAUAAUAUAAAUAAUUUAAAUAAAAAUAAAGAAAAGAAUGCAGAUAAAAAUAAUAUAAACUAUUUGAAAAAAAGUAAUGUUAUUAAUGUAACUGAAUGUAAUAUAAAUAAUUUAUAUAAGAAUAAUAAAAAUGAUUCACAUAAUAAUAAUAUAAAUAAUUUGAAUAAAAGCAAUAUUAUUAAUGCAACUAAUUGUAAUAUUAAUAACUUAAGUAAGCAUAGUGUAAAUAAUGUACAUAAUAAUUUAGAUAAUUUAAAUAGUACAAAUGAUAUAUAUGAAAACAAUUGUAUAAAUAAUGAAUUCAAAAAAAAUAAUGUAUUUAGUUCUCACGGCUAUAUAUAUUAUUAUAUGAACAAUUUUGAUAUAUUUAGUAAAAAUUUACUUAAGGUUUAUUUAAUAGAUAAUAAUAUUAAAAGUCAAUAUGAUGAAAAAGGAAAAGUUGACAACAGAUAUCAUAGUAACAACAACAACAACAACAAUAAUUAUAAUAAUAUUAACAGUAAUAAUAUAAUUAAUAUUAAUAAUAAUAAUAACAAUAAUAAUAUUAACAGAAAUAAUAUUAACAGUAAUAAUAUUAACAGUAAUAAUAUUAACAGAAAUAAUAUUAACAGAAAUAAUAUUAACAGUAAUAAUAUUAACAGAAAUAAUAUUAACAGAAAUAAUAUUAACAGAAAUAAUAUUAACAGAAAUAAUAUUAACAGAAAUAAUAUUAGCAGAAAUAAUAUUAACAAUAAUAAUAAUAAUAAUAAAGAAAAAAAGAGUAUUACUGAAUAUAACCACAUAUUAAAAAAAAAAAAUAAUAGAAGGUCUCUCAUUAAUAAAAAAAAUAAUAAAUUAAUCAAAAGAAAAAAAAAAAUAUAUAAAUUUAAUAUACUUAAUAAAAGAACAAUAAAUUAUAGCCGUACUUUUCACAAUUCUAAGUUUAAGUAUAUUUUCCCAAAUAUUCUAAAAAUUAAUUACAGUGAAUCAUAUAAAAAAAAAAAAGAAUUGAAAAAAAAAAAUAAAAAGGAUAAAAAUAAUCAUAAUGAAUUCUCAAAUAAAUUUAAAAAUAAUAUUAAAGGCAUAUUUCCUGUAUGCGAUGUUUUAACAAACACAUGCAUUUUAUUGGAUGAAAAAGGGAAAACAAAUGUUAACAAGGAAAUAUCAAAAAAUAAGUUUGCAAUUUUACACGAAGAUGAUCCAACAAAAAAAGUAGAUAAUGAAAUAAAAAAAAAACUAAAAGUAAGAAAAUCAGAUAUAGAGGAAUAUAGAAUAAAAUUAGAUGACAUAAAGAAAAUUUUACAAAUAGAAAUUAAAAAAAAUGAAUUUAUUCAAACAAAAAAAUUAGAAUAUUAUUGUAAUGUUUACCAUAAUAUGAAGGAAAAAUUGAAAUAUGAAAAAAGAACUUUAAAUAUAUUAGAAGAACAAUAUUUAGAUGAAGGAAGAAAAAGUUCGCAAAUAAUGUUGAAUACAUUUGAAAAUAUUCAUAAAAAAAAAAUGGAAUCUUAUGAAGAAAAAUUAUUAGAUUACAAUAAUUAUGUAUCUCAUAGAAUAAUGAAAAAUAAUUUAGAUAAUUUAAUAGAACAAACAAGUAAAAAUAAUACAAAAGUAUUCUUAGAAAAAGAUAUGAAUGCAAAAGAUGUAAAAAAUAAAAAAUUAAAUGAUACAUUAAAUAAAAGGUUAACACAUAGAAGAGGAAAAUUAUAUAUGGAUAGAAUAAAAUUAGAAAAUAAAAAAAAAAAGUUAGAAGAAAACCAAAUAAAAUUAGAAGAUGAAAGAAAAAAAUUAAACUUCGAAAUAAAAAUGUUAGAUGAAGAUAAUAGAAAAUUAGAAGAUGAAAGAAAAAAGUUAGAAGAAGAUAAAAUAAAAUUAGAAGAUGAAAAAAGAAAACUAGAUUUAGAAAUAAAAAAAAAGUUAGAAGAUGAAAGAAGAAAAUUAAAUGAAGAAACAAAAAAAAAAUUAGAUGAAGAUAAAAUAAAACUAGAAGAUGAAAGAAGAAAAUUAAAAGAAGAAACAAAAAAAAAAUUAGAUGAUAUAAUAAAACUAGAAAACGAAAGAAAAAAAUUAGACUUGAAAAUAAAAAAAAAUUUAGAAGAUGAAAGAAUAAAAUUAGAUUUAGAAAUAAAAAAAAAAUUAGAUGAAGAUAAAAUAAAACCAGAAGAUGAAAGAAGAAAAUUAGAUGAAGAUAAAAUAAAAUUAGAAGAUGAAAAAAGAAAACUAGAAGAUGAAAGAAGAAAAUUAAAAGAAGAAACAAAAAAAAAAUUUGAUGAUAUAAUAAAACUAGAAAACGAAAGAAAAAAAAUAGACUUGAAAAUAAAAAAAAAUUUAGAAGAUGAAAGAAUAAAAUUAGAUUUAGAAAUAAAAAAAAAGUUAGAAGAGGAUAAAAUAAAACUAGAAGAUGAAAGAAAAAAGUUAGAAGAAAAUAAAAUAAAACUAAAAGAUGAAAGAAAAAAUUUAGACUUCGAAAUAAAAAAAAAGUUAGAAGAUGAAAGAAGAAAAUUAGACUUCGAAAUAAAAAAAAAGUUAGAUGAAGAUAAAAUAAAACUAGAAGAUGAAAGAAAAAAAUUAGAUGAAGAUAAAAUAAAAUUAGAAGAUGAAAAAAGAAAACUAGAAGAUGAAAGAAGAAAAUUAAAAGAAGAAACAAAAAAAAAAUUAGAUGAUAUAAUAAAACUAGAAAACGAAAGAAAAAAAUUAGACUUGGAAAUAAAAAAAAAGUUAGAAGAUGAAAGAAUAAAAUUAGAUUUAGAAAUAAAAAAAAAGUUAGAAGAGGAUAAAAUAAAACUAGAAGAUGAAAGAAAAAAAUUAGAUGAAGAUAAAAUAAAACUAGAAGAUAAAAGAAAAAAAUUAGAAUUAGAAAUAAAAAAAAAGUUAGAAGAAGAUAAAAUAAAACUAGAAGAUGAAAAAAAAAAAAUAGACUUAGAAAUAAAAAAAAUGAUGAUAGAUGAAAAAAGAAAAAUGCAUUUAGAAAUAAAAAAAAAGUUAGUAGAUGAAAGAAAAAUAUUAGAUUUAGAAAUAAAAAAAAAGUUAGAAGAAGAUAAAAUAAAACUAGAAGAUGAAAAAAAAAAAUUAGACUUCGAAAUAAAAAAAAUGAUGAUAGAUGAAAAAAGAAAAAUGCAUUUAGAAAUAAAAAAAAAGUUAGAAGAUGAAAGAAAAAUAUUAGAAUUAGAAAUAAAAAAAAAGUUAGAUGCAGAUAAAAUAAAACUAGAAGAUGAAAGAAAAAAAUUAGAUUUAAAAAUAAAAAAAAAGUUAGAUGAAGAUAAAAUAAAACUAGAAGAUGAAAGAAAAAAAUUAGAAAGUAUAAGAAUAAAAGUUAACGAAUUAAAAAAUAGUCUAGAUGAUGAAGCAAAAAGGCUAAGCGAAGAAAAUAAAAUUCUCAGUAAAGAAAAAAUAAAAUUAGAAAGUGAAAACAAAAAAUUAGAAGAAGAAAAAAAAAAAUUAGAUGAAGAAAAAAAACAUUUUUAUUUGCGAAUAAAAGAAGUAGCAAAUCAAAAAAAAAUAAUAGUAUCUAAAAAAGGUAGGAAAGUUUUAAAUAAAAAUAGAAAAAGAGUAAAAUAUAAAAAAAUAAAUUUUGAUAAAAUAAUUAAAGUAAAAUUUUCACAUGAAAAUAAAAAAUUACAUAUAAAAAAAAACCAAUUAAAAGAGCAAUUAAUAGGAGAACUAAAAAAUAAAAUUGAAAGUGAAAAAAAUAUUUUAAAAUGUGAAAGAAAAAAAAUAGACGAUGAAAAAGAAAAGUUGGUUGAAGAAAAAAAGAAGUUGGAUAUAGAAAAAAAAAAUAUAUAUGAAGAAGGUAGAAAAAUAGAAAAACCAGAAUUAAAAAAAAAAAUAGAAGAAUACGAAAAAGAAACAAAUGUAGUUAUCAAAAUUAAAAAUAAUGAAAAAGAUAUAGAAAAGAAAAUAACGAAUGAAACUGAAAAUAAUAAUGAAGUUGAAAGAAAAAAGGUAGAAAAUGAAAUUAAAAAUGUUAUUAAAGAUGAAAAAAAAAUAGACUUGAAUAUUAAAGAUAAUAAUGAAAAAAAUGAAAAACAAAAAGUAGUAAACGAAAAUAAAAAUUUUAUUAAAGAUGAAAAAAAAAUAGACUUAGAUAUUAAAUAUAAUGAAAAAAUUGAAGAAGAAAAAGUAGUAAACGAAAUUAAAAAUAAUAUAAAAGAUGAAAAAAAAAUAGACUUAGAUAUUAAAUAUAAUGAAAAAAUUGAAGACGAAAAAGUAAUAAAUGAAAUUAAAAAUGAUAUAAAAGAUGAAAAAAAAAUAGACUUAGAUAUCAAAGAUAAUAAUGAACAAAUUGAAGAACAAAAAGUAGUGAAUAAUAUUAAAAAUGACAUUAGAGCUGAAGUAAAAAGAGACUUCGACAUUAAAGAUAAUAAAAAUGUUGAAAGAAAAAAGGUAGAAAAUGAAAUUAAAAAUGAUAUUAAAGAUGAAAAAAAAAUAGACUUAAAUAUUAAAGACAAUAAUGAACAAAAUGAAGAAGAAAAAGUAGUAAAUGAAAUUAAAAAUGAUAUAAAAGAUGAAGAAAAAAUAGACUUAAAUAUUAAAGAUAAUGAACAAAUUGAAGAACAUAAAGUAGUAAACGAAAUUAAAAACAAUAUAAAAGAUGAAAAAAAAAUAGACUUAAAUAUUAAAGAUAAUAAUGAACAAAAUGAAAAACAAAAAGCAUUAAAUGAAAUUAAAAAAGUUAUUAAAGAUGAAAAAAAAAUAGACUUAAAUAUUAAAGAUAAUGAACAAAUUGAGGAACAAAAAGUAGUAAAUGAAAUUAAAAAUGAUAUAAAAGAUAAAAAAGAAAUAAAUCUGAAUAUUAAAUAUAGUGAAAAAAAAGUAAUAAAUGAAAUUAAAAAUAAUGAAAAUGUUGAAACAAAAUUAGACAUUGAUAUUAAGGAUAAAAUAAAAAUUGAAAAAAAAAACAUAAUUGAUGAAGUUAAAAAUAAUGAAAAAUAUGAAAUAGAAAAAAUAGUGCAUGAGAUUAAAAGCAAUAUAACAAAUGAAAAAGUAAGUGAUGAAAUUAAAAAUAAUAUAAAAUAUAAGGAAAUAAAAUAUAAUGAAAUUAUGUGUAAUGUAAAAAACGAAGAGAAAAAUCUAAAUAUGAAUAUUAAAAGUAAUAUAAAGAAUGAUGAAAAUAAAAAAAAUAUUGAAGUUCAAAACAAUACAAAAAAUGAAAAAAUAUUUUUUGAAAGAAAAGAUAAGAAAAAUGAAAAAAAAAUAAUUAGUGAAAUUAAAACUAGUAAAAAUUUUGAUGAAAAAAAAAAUAAUAUAUGUGAUAAAAUUAAGCAUAAUACAAAAGAAGAAAUAAAGAAAAAUGUAGAUGAUGAAAUGAAAAAAAAUGUAAAAUAUGAAAAAAAUGAAAAUAGGGAAGUUAAUGAAAUUAAAAAUAAUUUAAAAAAUGAAGAAAGAAAAAGAGAUGAUGAAAAUAAAAAUAAUUUAGAAGAAAAAAUAAAAAAGGUUGAUCACUUAAAUAAAAGUAGUGGACAAAAUGAAGAGAACAAAAUAUAUGGAGAAAUUAAAAAUAAUGUAAAGGAAAAUAACAAAAUUGAAAGCAAUACAGAAGAUAAAGAACAAAAAAAAGAAGACAAGGAUGAUAUUAAAAGCAUUUCAAAGAAUGAAGAAAAACAAAAUACAUAUAAUGAAAUAAAAAAAAAAAGUAUAGAAGAAGUAAAUAUACCAUAUAUAGAAAAUUUAAUAUUUCCUUCUGAUGUUAAGCUAAUAUACGGAUGCUUAUCUAAGAUAAAAAAUAAAGAACAUAUAAAAGUGAAAAAUAAUUCCACUGCAUUAUUUAAUAAAAAUUUAUAUAGUGUUGUUAUAUUGUAUUAUGAAUUUUAUUAUUAUAAUAGUGUUAGUAAUUUUAAAGUUGAUUUAAAUUUUUAUGAAAUCAAUAAUGACUUAAUUUGUUUAAUAGAUGAACUUUUCAGCAUACAUAAUGUAAAUUUAGAAAAGAAAUUUAAUAAUAGUACAGAUGAAAAAUUAGAAAAAUUUGAUGAAUAUCUAUUAGAUUAUAAAGCUUUAGAGGGUGAUAAAAAUGUUUUAUUUUUGGAUUUUCAAAAGAUGAAAAUGAAUUAUUGUUUUGUAGAAAUUGAUAUGAUAUUUAGUGAUUACAAAAAAAAGAAUUUAUUACAAGAAAAUAUUGUUAAAGAUAGUAAUGAUAAUAAUAACUCAUCAUUUAUAAAUGAUAAUAAAAAAGGAAAAAAAAAAAAAAUAUCUAAAAAAGUAGAAAUAAAUGAAAAAAAAGAUGUUAUGAAUAUUUUUUUAGAAAAGGAGCGAGUUAAAAAUGAUAUAAAGAAAAACAUUAUUGAGAAAAAAAAUAGUUUAGAAGAAAACAUUAUAGAUAAUAUAGAUGGUAUUGAAAAAGAACCUUUACCAAUAAAAAAUACAGAUUAUAUAAAAGAAGAUAGAAAAAUAUCCUUUAAUUUUUUAUAUAAGGAACAACCAUAUAAAGCUUUAUUAUUAAAAAGAAAAUUGAAUAUAAGUUCUUCCGAUGAAUUAGAUGAAAAAGAACAAAAUAAUUUAAAAGACAAAUUAAAUAAUUCAACAAAUAAUAUCAUAAUCAAAAAUAAUAAUUAUGAUAAAUUUAAUAAAAAUAAAGUAGGUAGUAAUAAUGAAAUAGCAAAAAUGAAAAGUAAUGAUGUUAUUGUAAUCGAUUCACCUCAACCUGCAAAACCAUUAUACAUACCAAAAGAAUUAUUAAAUAUAACCUCUAUGCUGAGUUCUCAAACAUUAUCAAUUCAUAAUAUAAAAUCUUUAAAUCAAGUUAAAUUCUUUUACGGAUAUAGUAAAACUAAGAAAGAUUUAUAUAAUUAUUGUUAUUCAUACUUAUUACAUUUUAUAAACGGAUUUGAUAUAUUUCCUGUUGAAGGAUUCAAAUUUCGACCUAUUAUUAUUGAUGGGGCUAAUGUAUGUGCAAAAUUAAUAAAUGAAAAAAGUUUUAAUUUUUAUGACAACAAUUUAACAACAAUUUAUGAUUGUUAUUUGUUACAUGAAGCAUAUUUAUUUUUUAAGAAAAAAAAAGUAGAAGAUAUCAUUAUAGUAUUAAAUCCUGUAACAAAAAAAGGGAAUGAAUAUUUUUUAAGGAAUAAAAAAUUAUUCAAUUAUUCAUACCUUGAGCAUUUGAUUAAUUUAAAUGUUAUAUUAAUAAGUAAUGAAAAAUAUUAUCAUAAUUGUAACGGAGAAAUAAUUAAACAAAGAACAUACGAUGAUGUUCUAAUAUUACAAAUAGCUUCUUAUAGAAAUGGUUGUGUUAUCUCAAAUGACAAUUUUACAGACAUAAAGAAAGAUGAAUCAUAUAAAGAAAUAAAAGAUAUUAUAUCUUAUUAUGUAGUUAAGCAUAAUUAUGAUAAACAGAAAGGCUUCUUUCUAGAAGUAACAAAAAAACCAUUAAAAUAUAUAUUAAAUGCAUUGUUUCAAAAACUUACAUAA